Messenger RNA from Penaeus vannamei (Pacific white shrimp), 3129 nucleotides. NCBI's taxonomy places the organism in Eukaryota, Metazoa, Arthropoda, Malacostraca, Decapoda, Penaeidae. The record is from RefSeq and is a predicted model, not a curated record.
GAUGGUGUUAGAAUCUGCCCUCGGCUGGUACCAGGGGCGAAUAAGUCACUACGAUAAACAGUCAUGGGAAAUAACCGUCGAGCAGAGAAUUCUUCAGGGAUUAUCAUAUACUCCACGUAAAACAGCUAAACUCAAAACGGAAUUGAUUGAUGUUGACUUAGUAAGAGGAUCAACAUUUCCAAAGGCAAAACCACAGUCGGGAAUAUGGCUGGCGGGUUUGCAUGGAAUAUCUCGCAUAAUACUUUUGCCGUUUUACGCAUCAUGGUGGAUUCGAGAGACUUCAUGCACAGGCUUCUUUGUGGUCUUGUCAGUGUACAGCUCAAUACUCAUGUCUGGAAUCAUCAUGUUUUGCUGUAGGAAUGAUGAAGUGAUUCUUAAGGACAUUCCAGCAUCAGAAGUACUACUGCCGUGUGUAGUGAUUUUGGUGUUAAGUGUGAUUCAUUCUCAAAUUGUAUGCACGCGCCAUACAGGAAUAUCGUCCCCGAAUCACAGCCGAGGACCGGUAGGCAUAAGACAUGGGAGAAGGAUGAGGUCAUUACGAAGAAGUGUCUCACUGAAGGGACGGGGUAAAUGUGCAUGUAGCAGUGCUAGGCGUGAUAAUACAAGGUUAUCUGUUAAUCCACCUAAGAAACACAACAGGUCACCAUUUAAAACAUUCAGAUCUCAUUCAGAGGAACCAAAGCAUGAAGAGGUAUAUCCGUUACGUCCACGUUCAGCCUCUGAAAACAAUGUUGCCCCCUGUGUGGACUCUAAAGGCAAACCGAGCAUUAUAAUUUUUUCGUCUGGCUCCUCUCAGAACAUCAAGGCAGAUGAACAGUCCAGUUCUUCUGCCACUACCUCUUCCAGUGAUAGGAGUCCAGUGGCAGGUAUUGUGGAAGGCAAGGGGGAGAUAUUCAUUGACCAGCUGAAAAAAAAGAGACUACAGGAAUUUUGUCCAGAUGACAACGGUAUUGAUGAUGCGAACACUCCCCUGGACGGAAGUGAUGGGAGACAAUGUAGGGAUAAGGAGAUACUAGUUGAUGGCUGUAGGACUGAGAGUUGCUUGUUGAAAAGCAAGUGUGAGGGAAAAAAUAGCCUGCUGCAAACCCCUGGUACUGAGGACAUUGCACCAAGUAUACACCUUAAGCUUCCCAGUGAGAGACCAGAUGUUGAUGGGGGUAGUGACGGAGGAGAGGAAAGUGGCAUGGGGGAUUUUGAAGGCCCAACCACCGAUACUGACAGCUGGAACAUGAAGAAGACUGCAAGGCGUUCUUGGUGCUCUUGUUCUUGUGGGAAGCCAUCUGAUACCAGUGCUAGCCACCCCAGCCGCCGUUCCCCUCACAAGCUCCUACCAGUGGCUGUUGAGAGAAGCUCUUGCAACUCCUCUUGUGAAAGCGAUGCGGAACAAAGCCCAUCCCCACAGUAUACGAAGGCUAAGCAUAGUGAGUACGAAUGGAUGGGCAUAACAACAAACAGUGACGAUUUGAGCUACAGCAGUGAGAGUGAUGGUGGUUGGGAUGACAAUGAAGAGUCGGAUCAGACUUUCUUGAGGUCGGAGGCAUUGGACUGGAACAUUCAGGGUUCACCAGCGGCGAUCAUAACUUCUGCGCCUAAUGUAUCUGACAAAGUCAGCUGCAAAAUAUGGGAAGAAGCUGAGGUGAAGAAAGUUGACCUCUCUGUCUUAGACAUUUCUUCAGCAGUUAUAUCAAAAGUGGAUAGUUUGCAUCACACGACUCAUUAUCUUCAGUUUGGACUAACCAUUGCCAUAGUGAUAGCUUUGGUACCAAGCAUAUACAGAGUUGAUUAUUCUGCUCUUGGAAAUUUCUUGGACACUGUGGUUACAUCUGACUCUCAAGAUUGGAUCCCAGCAUUUAAGGAAUUGUUAGAGAAGGUAUUCACAGGACUGCUUGGUGGGAAUAUGUGGUCUUCGAUUGUAAUUCUGUUGAGUGCUAUUAAUAGACUUUGCCUGGCUGGAGGAUUUUUUUUCCUACUGUCUGUAGCGGAGAGAACUUUCAAGCAGCGGUUUCUGUAUGCCAAACACUUCUGCUAUCUUACAUCCGCCCGCCGAGCUAGAAAAUAUGAUCUACCUCACUUCAGACUCAACAAAGUUCACAAUAUUAAAACAUGGCUUUCUGUACGCUCAUGCUUGAAGAAACGAGGCCCCCAGCGAUCGGUGGAUGUAAUCGUUUCUGCCACGUUCUUCAUCACUUUGCUACUUGUGUCAUAUCUCUGCUUUGAACUGCUAAAGGAAGAUGAUAAGUCACAACACACACUGUACAAUUGUGAGCUUUUUUUCUGGUGUUUUGCAAUUGGCAUCUACCUAAUCCGCUUCAUGACGUUGGGAGCAAUGAUCAACAAGAAGUACUCUAGCUUAUCAGUACUCAUAACUGAGCAGAUCAAUAUGUAUUUACACAUGGAGCAAAAACCCCAGAAAAAAGAUGAACUCAUGUUAGCAAACAAUGUUCUAAAAUUGGUCUCUGUCCUGCUGAAGGAACUAGAGAGUCCAUUUAAAAUUUCUGGGCUCUCGGCAAAUCCCCUGCUGUACAACAUAACCCGCUUGGUUGUCCUCUCAGCUUGCUCUGGCGUUCUCUCAGACCUUUUAGGUUUCAAACUCAAACUUCACAAAAUUAAGUUUAAGGAGUGAACCUAUGCUUUCUGAUGAGAAGAAAAAUAAAUAGAGAUGAGAAUCAUAUAACCGAUAGAUGUAAUUGAUAUAAAUUACAGUACUUAUAUGUAAAUCUGAAUAAUGGUAUAUUGCUUUAAUCUGUUAAGUAGCUUUGAAAGUAUGCAGAUGACAUAUCCAGUGUGCUGCCUUUUAUAGUGACAGCAAUUUUUAAGGUCUCAUUUAGAUUUUAGAGGAAGUAUGACCAAUUCACCCAAUAUAAUAUUUUUAAAAUUGACAAAUUGAAAAUGCUGUUCAUUUUUAAAUUUUUUUAUGUGUAAAUGUGAUAUUGUUAGAAGCUAGUGUAAGUAUUCCAUGACAAUAAGAUUUUAAAAGAGAGAGAGAGAAGGAGAAGAAAGGAGAGGAAACAAUUCAAUGUGAUAAUAAAAGGGUGUGAUGGAUAUCUUAUAAGUUUUAGAAGAGAGUGAGAAUACGAGAGUAUUUUGAAUUUAUGUAAAGUUCAAAAAUUAAAAACAUUUUAAGGCAAA